Messenger RNA from Capronia epimyces CBS 606.96, 567 nucleotides. RefSeq lists its product as uncharacterized. The coding region runs from base 1 to 567 and encodes 188 amino acids. The record is from RefSeq and is a predicted model, not a curated record. Lineage: Eukaryota; Fungi; Ascomycota; Eurotiomycetes; Chaetothyriales; Herpotrichiellaceae. The transcript has a single exon.
AUGGACGUCUUAAAGUCCCAUCGUCUCCGGGUUCGCGAUUCUUCCGACUUCACAGACGACAAACCAUCAUCUUAUACAAUGGGUCACCUACUCUUUGUCUUCUUCGCCCUUCUCCUACUUGCCUCACUCUGCUCUUUGAUCCUGCUUUGCCUGCGCCGCAAGCAGCAAAGGAGACAGCAAGCCUUGUUACCAACAUACCAUCAGCAUGGACAUUCGCAUCAUCGCUCCCCAUCAAUAAGCAGUUUCAACGCCCAGGGGAAGAACGAAUCCAUAUUUGUCUACGAUGAAAAGAUGAACCUCAUUCACAACUCCUCGAGUCCGCCGUCGGCUACCGUGCCUGAAAUUCACAUCACCUUCCCUGACGAAGAGGGCAAUGCCGGCAGCCAUCAACAAGGACGCGUGGUUGUGGUUCAUAUUACAGAGUCGGGAAGUGUUGGUAUGGAACCUCUCCACCGUGAGCCACUUCCACCCUACCAGAAAGAAGACGCCGAUCGUUUUCAAUCUCUCGACCUAGAACGAAUAGGAGGACUCAAAGAGAAGGAGUCGUCGGGGCAGAAGUGGUCAUAG